Molecule: messenger RNA, 1835 nt
Organism: Linum trigynum
Lineage: Eukaryota; Viridiplantae; Streptophyta; Magnoliopsida; Malpighiales; Linaceae
Source: the annotation of a GenBank genome assembly
GUGAAACAGAGGUUUCGAGUCUAGUAGACUCUAUCCGCAGCUCAUCUCAGAACGAUAAAAACCCAAUCAACAUCAGCGAGUCGAUGCGGGAGGCUGCGCAGGUGGCCAGAGGAUUCGACUUGCUCGAUUUCUACCCUUCUCUGGAGUUCUUACACGGGGCUAGCGGGCAGAAAUUGAAGACGGCCCAAAACAGAGCAUCAAUGUAUGGUUGUGGGAGUGGCAGCAGCGGCGGCCGGAAUCCUGUUGGUGGUUGGCUGCACAAGGAGCACAAGCGAUGGAUGAGGAUGGGGGAUUGGGUUGAGAUGGGAUGGAGAUGGCGGGGAGCAGAAUCCGCCGGAAGUUGCGAUUUGGUGUUCGGGUUUGGAGUGCGGAGGGACUAGAAACUCCCCGCAAGGGAUUGUUUGUUUAGAAUUUAGGUUAGAAAUGGAGGUUAGGGGUAAAUGUGUUAAUUUAGUGUGAUUUAGGGCAUAAAAUUUAAAUUUUAGGACGACGAAUAGCGAUUCAGUUAUUCUAAUUCCCUUUGAGGGUUUGUGCUAAUUCCUUUUACUAAAUUCUUUGCGAUGAUGGCCACUGCCAUCGAGCAGCGGCGGAUCCAGAACACAGAAGAGCACUGGGCCGCAUUUCAUUAGAAAAUUAGAACCGUAAAAAAUAUAAUGAUUAUAGUUUUUUGCAAGUAAAUUGUACACAACUGUAUUUUAAUUUAGGGAAUGCAUCAAUAAUGAAGUCUACAUCCAUAGCAAUAGUAUACACUGUUUCAAAUAAAAUACUUGAGCAAUCGGCGAGAAAUUCAUCGCUCAUUUUGUUGAGCAAAUCAGUUCUCACAUGUUUCAUUGUUAAAAUAGUUCUCUUCGUAGGAGCUGUUGAAACGAGCAGCAUCAACACUAGAUAAAUCAAUCGACUAAUCAAUUUACAUUGUGUGUCCAUCCUUGCAGACCAGCUGCUUUAGUAAAUUUGUAAGGGAACAAAUCUCAUAUUUCUUUUAUUCUUUUACGUUUUUAACUUUUUUGAAUUUUAGGUUUCAUUGUUUUUUUAAGACGCAUAAUCUUUGGGGCUAAAAUUUCUAGGCUAAAUUUAGAAUAGUGAUUUGAAUAUGUUCAACUUGAUAAUUUUUCUAGUUAAACCCAAUCUUAUCAUAGAAUAACAUUGGAUUGAAUGUUUAAAAUCAAAAAUUUCAUAAGGACUAUAGUAACUACGGAUCCAGAGGAGGGCUGGGCCGGGGCCUGGGGUGGCCACCCCCUGGAUCCGCCAGUGCCGUCGAGAAGCGGGACAGGGAGGAGACCGGUGAAGGGCCAUACGGACGACAAACGGCUCGAUCGGUUCCAGCGCCAGCUUACUUUCCUCUGCCUUGGUUUCGGAGAUGAAGUUAUGCGUGGAUCCACUGUCAACCAGCACCACAACCGAAGUUCCUUGGAGUUGCGCUGGAAAUCGUAGGGUUUUGGGACCCGAAACCCCAGCAGCUGCAUGAAGAGAGAUUGUGGAUUCAGAGUUUUGAGAGAUUGGGGAUUCGGAUUUUGCCUUGUCAUCACUGGCGGCAACGUAGGUCUCGUCGUUGUCGUCGGUGCGCGUCUCAUCAUGGGAGUUGGCGCGCUCAUUGAUUUCUUCCCACGCUUGGAAUUUAGCAUUGAGUUGCUUCAACGUCACGGCCGCUUCUGCACAAGUCGCCGUGAUAUCCCAGCGUAGUGCUAUCGAUCGUAACUUCAGUUCGCGGAUCGCGGCUAGGUCGAGAACCAGGCUCUGAUACCAAUUAAUGAACAGAUUCCCUCUAUUCUAGGAUUUUGCUCGAAACUCACGAGCAAGAAAACGAGCGUUGGUGUCGAUAAACCUUAACUUUAUUG